Musca domestica (house fly) is the source of this 1602-nucleotide messenger RNA. RefSeq names its product T-complex protein 1 subunit delta (gene CCT4). Gene Ontology annotation, molecular function: ATP-dependent protein folding chaperone; ATP hydrolysis activity; ATP binding. Gene Ontology annotation, biological process: protein folding. Gene Ontology annotation, cellular component: chaperonin-containing T-complex. The record is from RefSeq and is marked provisional. Lineage: Eukaryota; Metazoa; Arthropoda; Insecta; Diptera; Muscidae.
AUGGCACCGAAAGCAGGAAACGUUGCCCGGAAACCGGUCGGUCAAGCCUUCAAAGAUAAAUCGAAACCCCAGGAUGUCCGUCUAUCGAAUAUUCAGGCUGCCAAAGCUGUCUGCGAUGCCAUUCGUACCAGUUUGGGUCCCCGUGGCAUGGACAAAAUGAUCCAAGCCUCGAACGGUGAAGUUUCCAUUACCAACGAUGGUGCCACCAUUUUGAAGCAAAUGAAUGUCUUGCAUCCAGCUGCCAAAAUGUUGGUCGAACUUUCUCGCGCUCAAGAUGUUGAAGCUGGUGACGGUACCACCUCGGUUGUUGUUAUUGCUGGCGCUUUGUUGGAAGCUUGUGAAAAAUUGUUGCACAAGGGUAUCCAUCCCACAGCCAUCUCGGAUUCGUUCCAACGUUGUGCCAAUAAGGCCAUUGAGAUCAUCAAUGACAUGUCGACACCAAUUGCUUUGACCGAUCGUGAAACGUUGAUUAAGAGUGCUUCAACUUCACUGAAUUCCAAGGUGGUGUCACAACAGAGUAGUCUGUUGGCACCCAUUGCUGUUGAUGCUGUUUUGCGUGUCACCGAGCCCGGCAAGGAGGGUGCUGUCGAUUUGAAGAAUAUCAAAGUUAUUCGCAGUUUGGGUGGUACCGUCGAGGACACAGAAUUGGUUGAGGGUUUGGUAUUUACCUCACGCUCGGCUGGUGUUAAUGCUCCCAAGCGCAUUGAAAAGGCCAAGAUUGGUUUGAUCCAAUUCUGCAUUUCGGCACCAAAAACUGAUAUGGACCACAGUGUCAUUGUCUCGGAUUAUGCCGCCAUGGAUCGUGUCUUGAAAGAAGAGCGUGCCUACAUUCUCAAUAUUGUCAAACAAAUCAAGAAGGCUGGCUGCAAUGUUUUGUUGGUCCAAAAAUCCAUUUUGCGUGAUGCUGUCUCUGAUUUGGCCCAACACUUCUUGGACAAAAUCAAGUGUUUGGUCGUCAAGGAUGUGGAACGUGAGGACAUCGAAUUCGUUUGUAAAACGUUGAAUUGUCGUCCCAUUGCCUCCCUGGAUCAUUUCGUUGCUGAAAAUCUCGUCAACGCCGAUUUGGUUGAAGAGGUUUCCAGUGGCACCAACAAGUUUGUUAAGAUCACUGGCAUCCAAAACCCUGGUCGCACUGUGUCCAUUGUCUGCCGUGGUUCCAACAAAUUGGUAUUGGAAGAAGCUGCCCGUUCUCUGCACGAUGCCUUGUGCGUUGUCCGUUGUUUGGUUAAGAAACGUGCCCAGAUUGUGGGUGGUGGUGCCCCAGAAAUUGAAAUGGCUCUUCAAUUGGCUGCCUAUGCCCAGACCGUUGAGGGUGUUGAUGCCUAUUGUUUCCGUGCCUACGCCGAAGCCCUUGAAGUUAUUCCCUCGACAUUGGCCGAAAAUGCUGGCCUCAACCCAAUUGCCACUGUAACAGAAUUGCGCAAUCGUCAUGCCCAGGCUGAAAAGAAUGCCGGCAUUAAUGUGCGCAAGGGAGCCAUCACCGAUAUCUUUGCUGAAAAUGUUGUCCAACCGGCUUUGGUGAACAUUUCUGCCAUCUCCCUGGCCACCGAGACCAUACGUUCGAUUUUGAAAAUCGACGAUAUUGUCAAUACUAUUUCUUAA